This is a messenger RNA of Trichosporon asahii var. asahii CBS 2479, 1701 nucleotides long. RefSeq lists its product as uncharacterized. The transcript has 2 exons. The coding region runs from base 1 to 1701 and encodes 566 amino acids. Lineage: Eukaryota; Fungi; Basidiomycota; Tremellomycetes; Trichosporonales; Trichosporonaceae. The record is from RefSeq and is a predicted model, not a curated record. Gene Ontology annotation, molecular function: glucan endo-1,3-alpha-glucosidase activity.
AUGAAGAUCCCCAUCCGACUGAACCACCCGUUAGUGAAGCCCUUCGUGGGCGCGGCGCUGCUGUUCUUCAUGACGUACUCGCUGCUCGCGCACUGGGAGCAGCGGGGGAACAGCCCACACUUUGAUGCGUCUACGCGCUCGCAAACGCACUUUGACAUUGACGUGAUGGCGGCCGAGGCGGCGGCGCAGGGCAAGACGACGCUGGCUGCGGACCCGAAGCCGACGGGCGGAGCCACGGCCGGCGAGGAGGGCGAGCUGAAGAAGCGUGACCGCAAGAUCGUCGCGCACUUCUUGGCGGACUGGGCGCGGACGUUCGACCUGGCGGAGGAGGCGGGGCUGGACGGCCUCGUGCUCAACCUGGGCAAGGAGCGGUGGCAGCUGGAGCGGCUCGCGACGGCGUACAACAUGGCCUCUCGCCGGCUGCGGCGGCCGGUGCUCAACGCUAAGCCGAUCCAGCUUAUGAUGUCGCUCGACAUGACGGACAUCCCCUCCAGCAGCUGGCAGCACGGCAAGAUCCUCGUCGACACUUUGGUGCAGCACAUCCAGUCGCCCGCACAGAUGCGGCACGGGGAGGACGAGCGCCCGCUCCUGACGACGUUUGGCGGGGAGGGCGCCUCCUUCGGGGGACGGGGGUGGCACGGCGUGCUGGCGCGUUUCGCCGAGAAGUCGCACAACGGCAAGCGCCCCUUCUUCUGGCCCGGCUUCCAUGCCGACAGCAAAGCUAUCAUUGACAACAAGGACGUGGACGGGACGUUUGCGUGGAGCAACGCGUGGCCGCAGAACAACCACCGCCUCACGCUGACGCAGGACCUGCCCUUCCUCGUCGCCAAGAAGCCGCACAUGAUGGGCGUGUCGCCCGUCUUCUUCACGCACUACGGCAAGACGGGGCGGUACGCGUUCGACAAGAACUUCAUCUACCGCUCCGACGACCUGCUGUACCCUUCUCGGUGGCGGGAGAUCCUCGAGCUCACGCCCGACCACUCGCCCGAAAUGGUCCAGGUCAUCUCGUGGAACGACUAUGGCGAGUCGCAUGCCAUUUCGCCCUCGAUGGGCGCCGAGCCCGGCUCGCGGGGUUGGACGCGAUACAUGAACCACGUCGCGUUCCGGGAGAUGACGUCCUACUUUGGUGCGCGGUGGCGGGACGGCGCGCCCGAGGUGUCUGACGAAAUCGUGAUUUGGGCAUGGUACCGGAUCCACGGCAAGGGCGCGACGGCGAAGUCGGACCCAGUCCCUCGGCCCGAAAACGCAGACUGGGCCCAGGACCUGAUCAACGCCGUCGUGCUCGUGCCCGAGGCGCUGGAGGAUGUGCUCUUCGAAGUCGUCAAUGGCCGCGGACGCGGGAGCACGCACUCGUUCAAGCUGAAAAAGGGCAUGAACAUGCUCACCAUGGGAUUCCGCCCCGGCCGCGUUGACAUGUACCUCCACUCCAAGCUUGGAUUGCACAUUCGCGCCAAGGGGAAGAGGAUCCUAGAGGACAAGGACGUGUCCAGGUACAACUUCAACUUUUGGAGCGGCGCUUGGCACGCCGGCAUCCCCGGGGUUGGCAUUGGGAGGCGCGCGCCGAGUGAGGAGAAUCGGUGGUGGGACGAGGAGCAGCAGGCGUGGCGGUGGAACGUUGAUGAUGUUGAUGGGGACGACGUCGACUUCCCCUCUGACGCCUCUGAGCCCGUUGACGAGGAGGUGGAGGCUGACGGGGAGUAG